Drosophila persimilis is the source of this 1308-nucleotide messenger RNA. RefSeq names its product zinc finger protein 664. The coding region runs from base 30 to 1229 and encodes 399 amino acids. The transcript is spliced from 2 exons. Gene Ontology annotation, molecular function: zinc ion binding; DNA-binding transcription factor activity, RNA polymerase II-specific; RNA polymerase II transcription regulatory region sequence-specific DNA binding. Gene Ontology annotation, cellular component: nucleus. Lineage: Eukaryota; Metazoa; Arthropoda; Insecta; Diptera; Drosophilidae. The record is from RefSeq and is a predicted model, not a curated record. Gene Ontology annotation, biological process: regulation of transcription by RNA polymerase II.
CAAUAAGUAACGUGGUUUGUGCCAAAAGGAUGGACGAACUAUGUCGAAUUUGCAGGUCGCAUUCCGUGACUUUAUUCGGCAUAUUUGACGAGCGCGAGCGUCGCCAAUGGGAGGGGGAAAUGGAACCGAUUCUCGCCGACAUGGUAAUGGCAUGUGCCGACGUAAAGAUCGAACCCGGGGAUGAGCUUCCCCAAAACAUAUGCAUGUCCUGUAUCCUCAAUGCCCAAAGCUCGUAUCGCUUCAAGCGAAGAUGUGAAAGGAGUCACGAGGAAUUUUAUCUGGCGAUUCAAACGCAAUCCCAUCAGGAAUUACUGAGUAUCAAGAUGGAACCCAUGCUGGAUACGAUAGAGUUCGAGGAAGAAAGUUUCAUUGUUGAAGAUAUGUUUGACGCUGAAACGGAAGUCAAGCUGAAGCUGGAGAAGCCAAUAGUUGAACAGAAAUCUCCAAAAAUAGAAGUUGAAGAGAAAAGACAGAAAAGACUGACCUCUGGAGCCCGCAAGCAGCUACAGGAAACUAACAAAGAGGCUUUUAAGUGCGACCUCUGCAUCAAGCAGUUCCAGCGUAAAAGAAAUCUUGAUGAACAUAUGAAAAUUCACACUAGGUCCCACAUUUGCCAAACUUGCGAACAGCGUUUCCUAUUUAAGACGGAUCUUGACGUACACAUGACUGUCCACAAGAGCAAACGACCAUAUCAAUGCCCCCUAUGCAUGAAGAGCUUUGCCACAAGCCAAAAUAGAACCAACCAUAAAUGCCUGCUGGAGGAGGAUCGCCCCUUCAAAUGCACUCACUGCCCGCAAACUUUUGUCCAUAACUACUAUCUCAAGGAGCACAUGCUCAGCCACACCGAGGAGGAAUCUAAUAAGCCUGGCACCGGCCCACACAAGUGCACGCACUGCGAGGUUGGAUUCCACAACAAGACUGCACUAAAAGUCCACACUCUCUCUCACACUGGCGAAAGACCGCACACCUGCGCCUUCUGUGCAUCUUCAUUCCGCUCCAAACAGACUCUAAAAAUCCACAUUCGCAUACAUACGGGGGAAAAGCCCUACAAAUGUCCCGAAUGCCAACACGCCUUUGCCGAUAACAAAAAUCUCUGCAAGCACCGAAGACGCCACACAGACGACCGACCCUACAAGUGUCCCCAUUGCGUGAUGGCCUUCAGGGAGAAGCAUCAUAUGAAACGGCAUGUGCUGCGAAAGCAUCGUACCAGUGAGAAUGAUCAGGAGUGAUUAAAAAAUGAAUUCAGUGAAUAUUGUUGAACAUGAUACAGAUCAGAUGAAAUUUGAUUUUUGAAUUUAUAAGUUGUUA